Brassica napus (rape) is the source of this 2299-nucleotide messenger RNA. Its product is annotated as ribonuclease III domain-containing protein RNC1, chloroplastic. The transcript has a single exon. The record is from RefSeq and is a predicted model, not a curated record. NCBI's taxonomy places the organism in Eukaryota, Viridiplantae, Streptophyta, Magnoliopsida, Brassicales, Brassicaceae.
AAGAAUGUCAUAAUCACAUCUCUGCACUCAUCUUGUAUCUCUCAGUCUCCACUAUUUUUUUAAUGUUUAUAAUUUAUUUGUUUGCAGAUUUUCAACCCGUCUCUUAACUUUUAACUAAGAAUCGUCUCUUAAAACUCUUAUUUAAAAGCCGGUUCUUAGUUUUUUUAGUUAAAAGUUAAGAUGCAUGUUCUUAUAUUUCGCUAAGAAUCUUACCUUAAGAACUAUCCAAUAAUGAUGCUUUUAUGACUCAUUCACACUAUUGUUUUGCUCAAAAAAGAAAAAAAAACACUGUAUUGUUAGGCUUUUAAUGGGCUUUUAUAGGCCCAUAUUAUUAACGGGAUCUCGUGAAAUCAGUACCUUAUCCAUGGAAGCUAGGCUGGCAAGAUAUUGCCACUUACAAGGUAAUGAAUCAUGCUUACAAAACAACCGUUGAACUUCUUAGGUUGGUUGAGUAGUAAAAACACAUUUUUUGCAGCCCCCCGAAGAUGCUUUGUUCGCACACCCGAGGCUGUUCAGAGCUUGUGUUCCAACUUCACCUGGAAUGCACCGUUUCAGAGGCAACAUUUGGGAUUUCGACAGAAAACCUAAAGUCAUGCAGGCCUUAGGUUACCCUUACCGAUGAAUGAUAUAAUCCAAGAGAUAACCGAAGCUAGAAACAUCGAACUUGGACUCGGUUUACAGGUAAAAGAGCCAUUCACUUUCUCAUGCAACUAUGUUACUUUCCUUAUCUGACCGUUCUUUUCACUUCCCCCAGCUCUGCUUUUUGCAUCCUUCAAAGCACAAGUUCGAACACCCUCGGUUUUGUUUCGAGAGAAUAGAAUACGUGGGCCAGAAGAUACAGAUGAUAUUGCAGGACACAUAGCAAUGGCGGAGCGUUUGUUAAUGAAGCACCUGGACGCACCAGUUCGUUAAUGAACAAGUUCUGCGGUAGGUAUCUCAGGGAGAAACGUCAUCACAACUUUAUAAUCUACUCGGAGGAUGUUCAUGAUCGGAAUGAGCAUAACCGGAGACUUAGAAACCCAGCAACAACCGCUGUUCAACAAGCCAUUCACGCCCUAGCUUAGACUAUCUACGGCAAACCUGAUGUUCGGAGGCUCCUGUUUGAGGUUUUUGACUUCGAACAGAUUCAACCUAAAGCUGUCUGAAAAAGUCUCUCACUCUUUUGGCUUCAUGUAUUUUUAGUUUGCUUUCUUUUUUUGGAUUUGGUGUCUUUAGUUAAUUCUCCCUCGUUCAUGAAAAUAGAAGUUUUACAUUUUAAGAAUAAAUCUAGAAUUUCAAAAGUAACCCAUUUUCAAUAAUUUUUUUUAUUAUUUUAAUAUUAAUUGUUUUAGUUAAUGUGGACAAAAAUUGUAAAUAAAUUUAAAAGUUACAUUGAAAACAGAAAAAAAUUAUAUUUAUGAAACGAAUAAAAUAUUCUAAAUUUCUAUCUAAAACAGAGGGAGCAACUUUUAUUGUGUUUCAAAAAAAAAAUUAAUAACUUUUAUUUAUUUAUAUUUUUCCACAGUAAAAACUGUCUUAUGAAACGUAGUAGCUGAGGUCUAGAGCCAACUACACCUGUAGAUGGGGCAGUAUUCUCUCACAGUAUCAACACAUGCAAACAUGAGGAAGUCCAUUUGAUUACGUGGUCGCAUGCUCACCUUGGCCUUCCACGUAACACGAACCCCAUGCGGUUUCUGAUUCUUAACCUAAUUAUUAUUUGGUAUAAUAAACAAUUCAAUAUAUAUAUGUUGAUUUUAAAUGGUUAUUUUACUGUAGUUUUAUAUUCACCUGGCUCCUGAGUAGUAUUCUAGGUGUGUGUGUGGUGCUAAUUAACGUUCCAACGUGUCAAAAUAUAAUCACACGAUUUGCAUAAUGUUUAUGAUAAAUGUGUUAUGAGAUUGACCUGGUACUUAAACUUCUUCUUAUAACCAAAUGAUUUGGUACUCCCAAAGUAAGUUAACAAAGAUCUUUAUAUCUAUAUGUUUUUUUUUUUCUGGCAACAAACCCUUUUAUUACUCAAGCUUCAAGGUGGUCUGGGUAACUAGAGCGGAAUAGAACAACCGGUAAAACAAAGAUAUCUAUGAAAAAAACGUGCAUUCCUAGCUAACGAGUCUGCAAUCUCAUUUUGCGUCCCUGGAAAGUAGUUGAUCUUAAAGUCCGAAAAACACAACCGAAGAGUUUGAAUGACCUCCAGUUCUGUUGAAAAGUUUGGCUAAGCUUGUGGGUCCGUUAUCAUUGCAACCAGGUCCUUGUAAUCUGUCUCAAAUCUCUGGCAGGUCGAAUGUUGUAUCAUACUCUUCAUUGCCCAUUUUAGCGCUUC